Molecule: messenger RNA, 5646 nt
Organism: Gasterosteus aculeatus aculeatus (three-spined stickleback)
Lineage: Eukaryota; Metazoa; Chordata; Actinopteri; Perciformes; Gasterosteidae
Gene: rorb
Product: RAR-related orphan receptor B
Biological process (GO): regulation of transcription by RNA polymerase II
Cellular component (GO): nucleus
Molecular function (GO): zinc ion binding; RNA polymerase II cis-regulatory region sequence-specific DNA binding; nuclear receptor activity
Source: RefSeq, a predicted model, not a curated record
AACAGUGAAACCCUCCCACAGAGGUGAGAGCGCAGAUGACAUGAGGAAAGCGACCGCACCGCCAGAGCGCAACGACCGACGCACCGCGCGACCUCAGCCCGACUCCCUGCGCUUUGCUCCGGGAUGCUUUUAGCGCAGCGACGCCUCCACUCAGGGCAGCGCGUGGACGUCAGAAGCAGAUCGCCGACACUCUUUUCGUUGUUGUAGUUAUUUUUUUGAACGGAGGAUCUCCCCCCCCGGCAGCCAACCACCUCCCUGACCCCCCUCCCCUCAGCUCCCCCGCCCCGUCCCUCCCGUUUCAAGUGUUUAUGUUUGUUUCUUCAUGACUGCUGCUUUGGGAAGCGAGCCUCAGCACCAGCUCCAGCAACGGCAACACCAUGCGAGCCCAAAUCGAAGUCAUACCUUGCAAAAUCUGCGGAGACAAAUCAUCAGGCAUCCACUACGGAGUUAUCACAUGUGAGGGAUGUAAGGGUUUCUUCAGACGGAGUCAGCAGAACAAUGCGUCCUACUCCUGCCCCCGCCAGAGGAACUGCCUCAUCGACAGAACAAACCGCAACCGAUGCCAACACUGCCGCCUGCAGAAAUGUCUCGCCCUCGGAAUGUCCAGAGACGCUGUGAAGUUUGGUCGCAUGUCCAAGAAGCAACGCGACAGCCUAUAUGCAGAGGUCCAGAAGCACCAGGCGCGGCUGCUGGAGCAGCGGCAGCAGCAGACGGGCGAAGCGGAAGCUCUAGCACGAGUUUACUCCACCAGCCUGACCAACGGACUGUCCACCCUCAACCAUGAGAUUGGGGGCACCUAUGCCAACGGUCACGUCAUUGAGCUGCCCAAGGCCGGCCAUGGUAAUGGAGGUGGAGUCCAAGGGGGAUACUAUGGGAUGGAUUCUACCCAGCCAUCUCCAGACCAGUCGGGUUUGGACAUGUCGGGCAUGAAGCACAUCAAACAGGAGCCGGUGUACGACCUGACGCCAGUGCCUAACCUGUUCAGCUACGGAGGUUACCAGGACAGUCAGCUGGGACCCAACAACGUCAGCAUGGGAGAGCUGGACCGUAUUGCUCAGAAUAUCAUCAAGUCCCACUUGGAGACAUGUCAGUACACCACAGAGGAGCUGCAGCAGUUAGCCUGGCAGACACACUCCUACGAAGAGGUCAAGAUGUACCAGAGCAAGCCUCGGGACGUGUUGUGGCAGCAGUGUGCCAUCCAGAUCACCCACGCAAUCCAGUACGUGGUGGAGUUCGCCAAGCGCAUCUCAGGGUUCAUGGAACUGUGCCAGAACGACCAAAUCCUGCUGCUCAAGUCAGGUUGUUUGGAGGUAGUCUUGGUGCGGAUGUGCAGGGCGUUCAACCCUCUCAACAACACGGUGCUCUUUGAAGGGAAGUACGGAGGCAUGCAGAUGUUCAAAGCUCUCGGUUGUGACGACUUAGUGAGUGCAGUGUUUGACUUUGCCAAGAGUUUGUGUUCACUGCAGCUGACAGAGGAGGAGAUCGCUCUGUUCUCGGCAGCUGUACUCAUUUCCACAGAUCGCCCGUGGCUAAUGGAGCCUCGGAAAGUCCAGAAGCUCCAGGAGAAGAUCUACUUUGCUCUGCAGCACAUUAUGCAGAAAAACCACAUGGACGAAGAUGCAUUGGCAAAGCUGAUCAGCCGAAUCCCGACGUUGUCCGCCCUGUGCACGCUGCACACCGAGGAGCUCCAGGCCUUCCAGCAGCUGCACCCAGAAACCGUCAACGUCCUCUUCCCUCCGCUCUACAAAGAACUCUUCAACCCCGACCCCAACUCCGCCAUGGCCAUGCCCAAGUGACUGCCUGCGGUCCCGAUGCAACAAACAGCAUCAGCGGACGACGGAGAAAACGAGAAGACAGCCGCGCCCGACCAGACGAGCACAGACGCGGCGACCAUGUCAUCGACGCGGCAGCCGCGUAUCCCUGCGCUCCCCGAGCCUCAUUUCAUGCCGGGGGGAGAGGAGUCAUCCGCCAGAAACUUACAGUUACCGCCAACAAUACUAGGAAUGUCGAGCACUUAUCCCAUCCUGUUCACCGAUACAGUCUGAAGAAUGUAUAUAUAAAUGAAACUCGCCCCGAGCCACAACACACGUGGGGUUUCCUCCCGUCUUCUGAACUGACUGACCAGAAAUGUACAGACUUUAAAACAUCUAGGAACAAUUGUAAGCUGUCAAUCUUUAAAAGAAAUGGGUAAGUUAAUUUGUUUCAACACUGAAAAAAUCUUUGGGGUUUGUUUAAUUUUUUUUGUUUUUUUUUACAUGAGGAAAUGAAGGUGAAGUUUAAGAAGGCCAAUGGGGAAGGGAACUGUUGAUUUAGAAAAGCUAUUGUAGAUAUUCUUCUAGUGCAGAGCGGAUUCCAGUAUUACUUCUUGUUCUGUUAAAAUAAGUUAGUAAUUUAAAUAUACAGCAGCCCGCUGUGGCUGACUAUACCUUGUCUAUGUGUUUUUGUUUUAUUUGAUAGAUUUUUGUGUACAGAAUUUGUAAAGUCCAGACUUUUAAAAGAAUAUUGGGUAAAACCAGGAAUCGAUUCGGGUUCUGUUGAUAUAUAGAAGCCUUGUCUGGAUUUUGUUCAUAUGUAAAGAAGGUAAUGCAUCCUUCUAAUGAGAACUUAUUAAGAUGUAAAGAGAGCUUAUGACGGAUUUUAAAAGAAAAUAAUGGCUACUACUUUUCAAGUUGAAGACAUAUACAUAAAUAUUCUAUUUUCCAAGAAAAAUAAUCUGGCAGAUUUGCCAGUUUAUCAAUCAUUUUCUUCGCGCUGCAAUAAUUACGUGAAAUUCAAUGCUGGACUGCUUUUGAACAAUCAACCCAAAACAAACAACAAUCAGAAACUAGGACCUCGCAUUAAACCCAGUCUCACCCUGCCCUUCAUUUAUUAUGUAUUAGGGCCUCAACAUGAGAAAAACAGAGGUGGAUAGAAAUCCCAAUAAAGAAGUGGAGGAUAAAAAAUCCACCAAUAAAAGAUGACAAAAUCCAACCUGAAUUCAACUCACAACUUUAGAAGCUUCAUAAACCCGUGAGUGCUGUAUGCUCUCACCCCUCCCAUCACUAUUUGCACAAUUCAGUCGGUGGAUGUCAAUCACUCCAGGCUGAGAAUAUGGAGGACCCUUUUCUCUAAAGAGCAAUAACUUUCACACUGCCUUCCUGAUCUUACUUCUAUCCUUUCCUCCUCUGCAUGUUCUCAGCUGUUCAGAACAGGGUUGCAGUUUAAAACUAAAAUGCACUAUAUUUGACUCUCUUCGUCAGUGUCUAACGAUCAUCUCAUUCCACCACUCUGCAUGGUUUCAAUUUGGCACAAUAUUGAUCUGGGGUUAGGGAAUAGCACAGAGCACUGACUGACAGAUGUGAAGAAAUACAGAGUUUGAUCCAAUCCAGUCAUCUUUAACACUUAAAGCUGCAAUAUUACAUUGACAAUUCACACAGAAAGCUGUGAUAGACAAUCAUUUUUUGUUUUUCAUGUCAGUCACUGUAUAAUCAUUAGCACUUACAGAUUGAUAUCAUUUUUUUGCUUUUUCUACAUUAAUGGUGAUUAUCAUUUGGCCACUGUGUAAAGUCAGUUUUACCGUAAGACUAAUUACCAAAAUAAGUGACCCACAACCCAAUAAUAAACCAACAUUGAUCAGCUAAUUAUACCGUAUAAUUACAGUUUGUUCUCUAAAUAUUUGUAGACAAAUUACAAUUUUACAGUGAUUUUAUGACUGAGAAUCAAGUUAUUUAGCACUAAAAUUGUUUGUUGUUUGCAAAUGUUCUUUGCGCAGUGGCCAAAUGUCCAACUUGCUCAGACUCCUUAACAUUAAAACACUCGAUCAUUUCCAUCCUCACAUGUUUUUUUCAUAUGGUGAACAAAACGAUGUCGGCCGCAUGGGAAACGAGUGUCACUGUUAAACACUAGGGAUCGGCUCAAACGAUCCGCUGGAUUCUUCCUUUGACCCCUGACCCGACCCCAGAUCAGAGGCCAGUGACUCUCUAAGACAAUCACUUGCUCAUUAAGGCUUGAUGCACUACAAAGCAUCUCUCAGGGAAAAGCUCUUUUUCUGACUUCGCAUUAAAAGAGGGUUUGAUAUUUUUGCAAAUUUACGAGAGAAAAGGUCAUGAUAAAAUUAACUUUUUAAAAUAAAAACGGCAUACGCCGCAAAGGUAUGCUGGCAACGGAAUGCGCCCAGACAAGGCUUUGAUAAGUGUGUGUAUGUGCUAAUAGAGCAUGAAUUCACUGUCCACAUCUCUUUAGAGCCCAGACUUUAUGAUGAACAUUGUUACAUAGCACAUGAGGGAAAACAAAAAGUAUAUGUAGUGUGUGUUGGUGUGCUUUUGUCAACACUGUACAAUCGUGUUUACUGCUUAUUUUGCUGCUUUUGGGACAGUGAGGGGAGUCCACUGGUAAGCUAUGAGACAAGCGCCAUCACAACACCCCUGGGACAGUGAAUUCCAACUCUGAAUAUGAAGUUUUUGUGUGUGACCCUAUUAUUUUCCCUUGUUAGACUGUGAAUCAGAGGGAUUGGAUGGGGUUAUGAAAGGGCAUGUGCUGGCAAGAACGAGUGGCAACGCAACACUGUAAGUACGAUACUGUAGCAAUAAGAACUGAAGGCAUUUACUACUGUCAUGUUUGCAUUGUAAGAUUAUUUUUUAUUUUAUUACUAUUUACUAUUAUUAUCGUUCUUAUUAUGACUACUAUUCUUCUAUUACUAUUAUCCUAUUGUUGUUUUGUUCUAUUUGCAUGACGUUUCAUUGCAAUGAAACAUUUGGGGCUUAUUUGUGUUUUUUUCUUCUCAUGAUAUUGUGAGUUUCGGGAGUGGGGGGCGUUAUCGACAAAGGGGGCAUAGGGUUCAGGGCAAAUUUCACCUUAAUUCAGUCAGUUCAAAGAAAUUCCUUUCACAAGCUGGAAUUUUUUGAAAAAUAAAAUGCUCUUAUUUAUACACAACCAAUUUAAAUGUUGUUCGAUUAAAUUUUUUUUUUCUCAACCUUUGAAUGUGUGGGAUAGUAUAGUAACAGUGAACUGCCCUUUCUGAACUGGCCUUAUUGAACCAGAUUAGAGACCGUCAACCGGCAGCGGGUGGGUGUGGGUGGGGGUGAGGGGGGGUAUCUAUUCUGAAUGUUAUGGAGUAGCCGGUUCAGUGUGAGGGGCUGAACACAUCACGCGCCUUUACCACUCCAUCAACACAGAAUGACAUCUGAGAGCGCACAAUGCAACUAGACAUCAUCCAGACUCACACAAUCUGCGCAGGAAUUUGUAAUACACUUCAAAUUUUCAUUUCCUACACUUAGUCAAAUUUACUCCAACCCAAACAUCUUCCCUUUUCUGAGAAAACCUUUGUGAGUGUGUGUGGGAGAGCGAGAGAAUAAAGUGUUCUACCAAUGCUUUGUAUACUUUCUUAAUGCAUAACACAGUGGGCGAAGUGUUGAAAUGUUAAUUUAUUGUUUAAAAUGUCUUUACGUCCUAGCAAGAGCAAGUGAAACGAAAAUGUAGCAAUCUGUAACCGAAACCUAGAAGGUUAUUGGUCUUCAGCACCUCUUAAACAGGACUAACUAAACUAAAAAUACAAUAAAAUGAGACCUUUUCUUUGUUGUUUUCAAAGUGCCAUAGCUAGUGAGGAGAAAAAGGAUUGGUAGAGUGAGGCGUAGAUGCUCUACUAUGUGAGUUUACUUGAAAAAAAAA